This is a messenger RNA of Larimichthys crocea (large yellow croaker), 1244 nucleotides long. RefSeq names its product DnaJ (Hsp40) homolog, subfamily C, member 17 (gene dnajc17). The transcript has 11 exons. Gene Ontology annotation, cellular component: spliceosomal complex. Lineage: Eukaryota; Metazoa; Chordata; Actinopteri; Sciaenidae. Gene Ontology annotation, molecular function: RNA binding. Gene Ontology annotation, biological process: spliceosomal complex disassembly. The coding region runs from base 138 to 1085 and encodes 315 amino acids. The record is from RefSeq and is a predicted model, not a curated record.
CGCGUCCCGGUUGAAAGGUCGACGACGUCAAACUCGUGCUGCCUGCAGCUGGAACAACAACAAACAUACGUUGACUGAGACAAACGUGAACAUUUGUUAUUUCUCUGUGUUCGCAUCGUAGCUCAUUGUCAGCAGAAAUGUCCGGAAAGGCCAAGGACAUCCUACAGAUGGACCUGUACGGUUUACUCGGGAUUGAAAGCACUGCUACAAGCAAAGAGAUCAAGAAAGCUUAUCGACAGAAAGCCUUGACAUGCCAUCCAGACAAGAACCCAGACAAUCCAAAAGCAGCGGAGCUCUUCCACCAGUUGUCUCAGGCUCUUGAAGUGCUAACAGAUGCCGCUGCCAAGGCUGCCUAUGAUAAGAUUUGCGCUGCCAAGAAAAAAGCAGAAGAGAGAAACAAUAAACUGGACGAUAAGAGGAAGAAAAUUAAGCUUGAUUUGGAGGCCAGAGAGCGACAUGCAGAAGCUCAGAGCCAGGAGGAGGUACAAAUCACUAGAACACUCGAAGAAGAGAUCGCCCGGUUGAGAGAGGAAGGGUCCAGACAACUUGAAGAGGAACAGAGACUCAUCAGAGAGCAGAUCCAGAGAGAAAGAGAAGCACAGCAGCAUCAAACAGAAGGCUACUCUCAUGGAAACUCAGGAGUGGAGAGAUGUUACAAGAGCAAUGUGACCCCAAAGUUGAAGUUGAAGUGGAAGUGUAAAAAAGAUGACAAGACGAAUGGAGGCUACUCUGAGGACAUUCUUUUCAGACUUCUACAAAAGUAUGGGGAUGUUUUGAAUGUGAUUGUAUCGACUAAGAAGAAAGGAAGCGCUGUGGUUGAAUUUGCAACUGUGAGAGCAGCUGAGCUCGCAGUAAAGAAUGAAAGUGGCCUGAGUGAAAACCCCUUGAAGAUUUUGUGGCUUGAAGGACAACCUGAGGUUAUUGCCCCAACAUCUCAACCUGGGCAGUUCAUGUCACAGGGCGCCCUGACAAAUGAACGUGACUAUGAAAGCGUGGUGAUGAUGAGGAUGAGACAGGCUGCUGAACGACAGAAACUCAUAGAACAAAUGCAGAGAGAAGAUGAAGAGGACGCUGGGAGGUCAUAGCACUGCAGGGGCCAGCUACCGUACCAGACUGCAACACUUUGAAGAAUACCGGUUUCAGGCUUUAGUUUCAUAAAGCCUCUUAAGUGUUUUGUUAUUGUUGUUUUAUAUGCAAUACACUGUAAGACAAAAUAAAUCUUUUUUUAAUGACUAAAAGUAAUU